Molecule: messenger RNA, 3803 nt
Organism: Gymnodraco acuticeps
Lineage: Eukaryota; Metazoa; Chordata; Actinopteri; Perciformes; Bathydraconidae
Product: inactive phospholipase D5-like
Exons: 10
Coding region: 148-1860 (570 amino acids)
Molecular function (GO): catalytic activity
Source: RefSeq, a predicted model, not a curated record
CACACACACACACACACACACACACACACACACACACACACACACACACACACACACACACACACACACAUUCUUUCUGUUUUAUCAUCAGACAAGUCCAGUAAAGCACAUGUGUUUCAGAGUGGACUAGCGACAGAAGGAUGCGCCAUGAAGUCUCAGCAGAAGUGCAUUGUGAUCUUUGCUUUGGUCUGCUGCUUCGCCGUGCUGGUGGCACUGAUGUUCUCAGCGGUGGACUUUUGGGGUGACGAUGAAGACGGGAUCACAGAGGAGAACUGUAGCAGGAACUGCAGAGUGGUGCUUGUGGAGAACAUCCCGGAAGACAUCUCUUUCUUAGACAAUGGUACAUCCCACCUCCCCCUCUCAGAGGGGCUGUACAGCCUACUGGACCGAGCCAUCCGAGCCGUAGAGAUCGUUUCCCCGCUGUGGCUCCUCAACUCGUCCGAUUAUGAAUCCAGCUUCCAGCCUGCUGCCAGACAGGGCAGGGCUCUGCUGUCCAAGCUGCAGGGCCUGAAAGCUCGAGGCAUCCAGCUGAAGAUCUCCAGCGGGAUGAUCGACUCCUCUGAGCUCGGGAUGCUCGCCAAACACUAUGCUGAAGUCCACUAUGUGAACACGACCGCGCUGAUCAGAGGCAGCAUCCUCUCUUCCUUCUGGGUGGUGGACAGGAAGCAUUUCUACAUCGGCAGCUCCAGCAUGGACUGGAGAUCCCUUGCCACAAGGAAGGAGCUGGGGGUGUUGGUGUACGACUGCAGCUGUCUGGCUCUGGACCUCCACCGAGUGUUCAGCCUCUACUGGGGGCUCCAGUACAGAGACUUCAUCCCCUCCUUCUGGUCCAAGCGCCUCUUUGCCCUUUUCAACAGGGACGAACCGCUGGAGCUCACUCUGAACAGUACAAAGGCUCAGGCCUACGUCUCGAGCUCCCCAGAUGUUUUAAUCCCCAAACAUCGUAGCAGUGAUCUUGAAGCCAUUUCAAGGGUCAUCCAGGAGGCUCGCCAAUUCAUAUAUAUCUCCAUCAUAGAUUACCUGCCCCUCCUCAGCCGCAACACUCAAAGUUACUGGUCUCGUAUCGACGCUCUUAUCCGGGAGGCUCUGAUCCUGAGGAAGGUCCGGGUUCGUCUGCUGAUAAGUUGCUGGGAAAAGACUCAACCACUUAGCUUUAACUUCCUCUGGUCCUUGAGGAGUCUGUGCAUGGACCAGGCCAACUGCUCAAUGGAAGUUAAGUUCUUCAACCCCAGAGUGCAGAGCGAUGGCAGUCUCCAGGGAAUAAACCACAACAGGUUUAUGGUGACAGAUAGAGCCAUUUAUUUAGGUAACCUUGACUGGUUGGGGAAUGAGUUUACCUUUAACACUGGAGUAGGCCUGGUGAUCAGUCAGCCAGAGGGCAUCGAGGAGAGGAACUCUACAGUGGUGGAGCAGCUACGGGCUGCAUUCGAGAGGGACUGGUUUUCUCGUUACACCCACUCACUGCAGGCCAACAAGACGAACGUCUGCAGCAAACAGCAGAUCAACAGGCUCGUGCCGGACAAACCUGGCCACCUGGACAAUGCACCAAUGCCUAUCAGCGUAGACCCGCAUGAUAACGGACCUGCACCAAUUAGACACAAACACCAAGAUGAUGGACAGGCCCAUGUUAAAACAAAGCACCAUGACGACAGACUUAGCAAAAUUGUUCUGCAAGGCAAGGCCGAUGGGCUGGAGCCAAUUAUAGACAGUUACCAAGAGAGGGGACAAGUCAAAAUGAGCCAUGACCUUGACAGCAGACAGGUUCAAAUCAAAGGUAAUCACCGAGACAAUCCAAUGGAUCCGCCCAGUCAGUCAGCUGAGAGCAGCGGCAGCAGAGAGAUCUUAAACGGGUCGCUGUGACCGAGGAGCUUAAUGAGAACUACUCUCUUCCAGGUACAAUGGACUGGAUCUUUGUAGCAAUUUGUUGUUGCCAUUUUGAAAAACGUUGAAGAUAUUUAAGUGAUAUUUGGUUUGAAGGACUUGGUCAUGUUCAUGAAAGAACUCAGGAAGGAAAGUAUAUGCUCUGAUGCAGUCUGGCACUUUUGACAGAUUUUUUUAAGAAUGAAACCAAAACAUUUUGGUUGAGAAGAAACACUGGAUAAUACAGAUAUAUAAACGUACAACUUUGCUACUUAUUUAAUCUUACUCCUCUCCUUGUUGAGAUCUCUCAAGCCAAGGAAACAGAUUGAAUCUUUUUGAUUGCCUAAUUAUUAUAUGUCACUUUAGAUGUUUGUGGCAGUCAUUAUUUAUCACCCUUUAAAAGGGGAAAAGACGCCUGCAUGAAUAUGCAGAGAUUGGAAGCAGUCUAGCUACAAUAGCUACAUUGAGCAUUUAGGAACACUCCAAAGUCAUGGAAGAUUUACUACACACCUUCACAUGUUGUGUAUCUUUUAUCGCCUCUUAAUUCUGUUUGUGUAGCUCCAGCAGUAUUCUGAAUAAGUUGCUGUGCAUUUAAAUUGUUACUUAUAAAACUGAUAACCUAUUUAUAAGUUAUUCGAACAAAGCAACCUGAAACCAUCUGUUCAGUAAUGGAUUCAGAUGCUCUAAUGUCAAAUUAUAUUCAUACAAAACAACCCUGUGUGUAUAUGUUAACACAGAUCCCAGUCAUAUUUUAUAUUUAAUUUGUCGCACUAACUUUCUGAUUUGAAUCCCAUUUAUUCCUGGAAUUAGCCCAUUACUCAUUUUGAGUUCUGACCCAGAGUUAAGAAGCUGGGGCUCUAAAGGAAUUGAUCACAUCAGGACCACCAUGAUUUAUCCUCAAUACCAGAAGCACUAAAACACUGUAGACAGCUGGUUUAACCCAAGACUUGAGGCGCCGUAUAUCUCUGAAUAGCAGGUUGGUGUACAAGAAAAAUGUUUUAUUUUAAGGGCGGUAAUAUUGAAUUGGAUGAUGCACAUGUUCUACUCCACAACACCAAAUAUAAUAAGGUGUGUAUUUUCAAUCAGACGCUGCCAGUGAAAAAUGACUGCCUUCAUUGGUUUUUGUGAAAGGCAGAUGUUUUCCCCAGGAGGAAGAGGAGCUAUAGAUCUGAAUGGCUUCUUAUAAUCAUUUAAGUUACCAAAUAUAAAUCCUAGGAAAAGAAGAUCGAAUGGGUAUCUAUAGUAUUCUGCCGAAUGCAAUGUGAUUUAUUGAACAAAUACUAAAGGAGCAGGUAGAAGAAGGGCCAGAGGGUCUCUGCUGUGCAAUCAAUAAAAUGCAUUUUGAACAGAGCCUGACAGUUGCAGUUGCUGCAAUUUAAUUUCAAGGACACUGUUACUUGUCUCCUCUGACUGAUGUAUUAUUACCUUUACCGUGUGGAGGUAAAGGAAACACUUCAUGAAAGAACACUUUUCAAUGAAAGCUGGUAGAAGCUUUUAUUUGCAUUUUUUAAAUGUCUAAUACCUUUACACACUCUUUAUGGCACUUUUUGCAACAAUGCUUUAGAUUUUGUGUUGCUAGAACAUUCUUUUACUUCCAAAGCCAUUAGUCAAGGAAACAUUUCCAGAAAGAUUGUGAUGUUUGAUGAGAAAUAUGCUGAACCUGAUGCUCAGAGCUUUAACGUGAAAGCAUGAGGUGAAAUGAGUGUGUCUUUUGAAAUAACUUAGCAGGAAUAACUGUAUACUUUUAAGGAAACAUGUUAAUUUCCAGGUUCACAUUAUAUUUUCAGUUCCUAAAUGAGCCAAAUCUGAAUAGCUUGUUGAAUCCCAUGUUUUUAAGCUUGUAAUUACUCCAGAUACCCAAAUGUAUGUGCACAAGAACUGCACACGUGAGGCUUUUAUGUUAUGUCCCCUUUAAUUCCGCCACAAAACUGAAGUUUUUACAA